This is a messenger RNA of Arachis stenosperma, 1134 nucleotides long. Its product is annotated as putative F-box protein At3g10430. The transcript has a single exon. Gene Ontology annotation, molecular function: protein binding. Bases 1 to 1134 code for a protein of 377 amino acids. The record is from RefSeq and is a predicted model, not a curated record. Lineage: Eukaryota; Viridiplantae; Streptophyta; Magnoliopsida; Fabales; Fabaceae.
AUGAGUGAUAUCACACCCAAUCAUUCUUUUUUCCAGGAUCAAAAGUUGCCUAACGAGUUGAUGAUGGAUAUAUUUUUCAAGGCCGACCUGAAAACUCUGAUGCAGUGUAGGGUUCUUAAUAAGUUCUGGAAUGAAAUGCUCUCACCCUAUAGUUUAAUGAAAGAGCUUACAUUUAAGAACAUGGAUAAAUAUACAAGUGUGUUUAUCCAUAUUGAGCUUUCAUCAUGGGAAAAUUCAACAAUGAAUAUGACAAGCAUUGAUCCUAUUGACGGUGCCGUCAGGUCAUGCGAGCUACCAUUCACCGUAUCUAAUCUUGGUUGGUGGAAUGUCAUUGGUUCAGACUAUGGCAAUAUUUGUAUAAGAUACACUAUCGGUGGCUUUUUGUCUGAGUUGAUUGUGUGGAAUCUUUUGAUGAAAUGUGUCAGGUUUCUUUCUGAUCCUGCUUCUAAACAAUGUUGUCAAGCUAUUUUUGGUUAUGCAUUUGGGUAUAUUCGAAAUACUGAUAAUUAUUUCGUUGUUUAUGUUUCAAAGCGGCAUUUUAAUGAUAAGUUUUUGCAAUACCAUGUGUUCAACUCAUCACAAGGCUCUUGGAUUAAUGGUACAAGCAAGAACUUAAGGCUACAUAGGUUAGGAUAUCACAGUGUUGUCUAUCAAGCAAAGGCAUUUUGGAUUAAUUGGGUGGAAAGUACACAAUAUUCUGUUGCUAAUUGUGUUGUCAUGUUCGAUAUAUAUCUUUGCGAGUUUAAGAAAAUAAAGAUUCCAAGAAAAGCAAUUAAAGACUUUCAAUAUCUUAUUGUUUAUGAGGAUAUUCUUUGCUUUGUAUCUCAUGAGAGUAGACCAGAUGGAAAUCAGGUCAACUUUUGGAAGGUAGAUAUCGAAGAUGGUGGCUUUUUACAUUGGAAGCGUAUAACAGGGAUAACUAAUGUUGGUAUUAUUACUAAUCCUAGCCUAAAGGUUGGUGCUGAAUUCCUAAUGUUUAAUGAAGAUGACAGAAGCAAUGAUAAUGAUAAUAUUGCAGCAUCUCAUGGAUUUUCUAUCUCUAAGCUCAAUAUGCAUACUAGAGGUAGCGAAACUUUUGUAUAUAAAACACGGAUACAAGAUAUGAUGUUUAAGUCUGUUACUAAGGUUCUUUAA